Molecule: messenger RNA, 696 nt
Organism: Macrobrachium nipponense
Lineage: Eukaryota; Metazoa; Arthropoda; Malacostraca; Decapoda; Palaemonidae
Product: metallothionein-1-like
Exons: 3
Coding region: 135-314 (59 amino acids)
Molecular function (GO): metal ion binding
Source: RefSeq, a predicted model, not a curated record
ACGCUGACGAACGCGUCUGGCCGCAGCUACAGUAUAUAUAACCCGCGAUACCAAGGCAGACUCAUCCAGUCACUCGCCGAUAGUCGACUAAGCAACUUCUCCGAGUUAUCAUUUAUCUAACUUCAUAAAGCAUCAUGCCUGGUCCAUGCUGUAAAGAUGGUAAAUGCGACUGCGCCUCCGGAGGCUGCAAGACCGGAUGCCAGUGCACGUCUUGCAAGUGCGAUCCUUGCGAGAAAUGCGCCUCCAAAUGCGAGUGUUCCUCCAAAGAAGACUGCGCAAAGAACUGCUCCAAACCUUGCAAGUGCUGCCCUUGAAGUCCGCUAUUCGUGAAAAAGAAAAAAGUCCGAUGUUCGUGAAAGUCCGAAAUUGAUGAAAUCUGAAAGUCGAAGUAUUCAUUCAUCUUAGUGUUGUUUGAAAGAUCUCUUUGGAUAUUUUUGUUAGGAUAAAUGAAGCCUGAAAAACGGGACAACAUAAAGACAUCGAAAAAAUGACUUCCAUCAUGAACCCUGUUGUCUGUCUAUUCAUCUCUGCAAUAUUGUCAUUUUCAAUUAACAUUUCAUUCACUCUUUUUUUUUUUUGUCUAUGUAUGCAUGAAUGAAUGCUUCUGGUGCUGUGAAAAUCCGAGUUUUUAUUCGAAUUGUUGUAGAAGACGAUGUUCUGAUGUCAUAUACACAAAUAUAUUAGAAAAAUAAUUAC